UCAUAAAUUUAAUUAACCGAAAAAACAAACAAAGAAUGGGAAAUUGUUUACGUCAUCAAUCAUCAACGCAAUGGGGCGGCGAAGAUUGGGCCGCAUUGAUUCCGGCGGCCGCGAACGACGACGACGACGACAGCGGCGGCGACAAUAUAGAAGAGAAGGGUCUGCUCCAAUUCCGAAACCGUGGAAGAAUUGGUUCCACGACGUCGUCUUCUGCAACUCAUGAAGUGAAAGUGAAGAUAACGAGGAAGCAGCUGGUGGAGUUAUUGGGUAGGGUCGAUUUAAAAGAGUUAUCAGUGCAACAGGUUUUGGCACAGUUGAUCAAUGUUAGUCAUCAAUAUGAUCAAGCAGAUCAACGGUCCUGGAGGCCUGCACUGCAAAGCAUUCCUGAGGUGAAUUGAGCUGAUGAUCAUGCAAAAGAAUUGGAAUAAUUUCUUUUCUUCUAUCUGUUUCCUUUCUUAAA
Messenger RNA from Hibiscus syriacus, 460 nucleotides. RefSeq lists its product as uncharacterized. Bases 36 to 398 code for a protein of 120 amino acids. The record is from RefSeq and is a predicted model, not a curated record. NCBI's taxonomy places the organism in Eukaryota, Viridiplantae, Streptophyta, Magnoliopsida, Malvales, Malvaceae. The transcript has a single exon.